AUGGCUGAAGGUAAGAUUACAGCUGCAGGCAAAUCAGGCCAACUCCUGGAACAAAUCUGGCACCUAAACUUUCUAGCGAGAGAUGUGCUUCUGAAAAGUGAUCUGGAUAAUGAAGGUAUAGCGGAGUAUGUGCUUAGACUGAUGUCUUUAACAAAAGAGCUGAGCAGAUCUCUCAGCCACCAGCUGGAGAACAUUACGGAAAGUAUUCAAGACACCUGCCACUUGCUGAGCGCUCUCUAUGACAAACACAAGGAAUUGACUGCAAGUCCAGGCAACAAAAUUCAGUUGGGUUACAUAUUUUUUUCCUCAGAGUACAAUGGAAUUAUAGAUUGCCUACAGAAAGUGAAGGAUUAUUUGAUAAAUACAGUCUCACACCUUCAAGAGGCAGAAAAUAAAUUUUAUGCUGCUAGCUGCAGGCAAGAUGAUGAUUCUCAGAUCCAGACUGCUCAAAACGCUUCUAGAGAAACAGAUGAGUGUUGUUCUGAAGGACAAUUAACAGAGUCUCUGCAAGCAUCUUCUAGUCCCAGUCAGCAAUCCCAAAGAACUCCUUCCCUGAACAAGACAGAAAGCCAGAAUGUUAACCAAUUUCAGCCAAGUGAAACUACAACUGUGGAAAAAGAUGUUGCAUCAUUAGCUGAAAACGUAUCUGCUCAAGAACAGGGCAUUAGCAGAGAACCUCCAAUGAAGAAGGAAGAUGGUGAACACAGACUACUAAUGAACUCUGUUACUGAAAAGUCUCCAGAACUGGCUUUUCAAGAUGCUCUUACAAGCAGUGAGGAAGACAUUCAGUCUGGGACUUCGAAAGACAUUUAUGGCAGAACUGUCAUAAAUCUUUUUGAACAGGGAAAAAGGGCAGUAGUCAAAGAGUCUUCAAAAGGGGUAGAAAGUGAAGAAUAUAGGCUGACAGAGCAAAUGGAAGACAGUAAAAUGGAAACAUAUAAUGAGAUUUGUAGGAAUGACCUAAUUACCUUCACAUCUUCAGCACAAACAUGUGAUCUUACUGCUGUGAAUCGUUCUAUGAAUGAUUCAGAAGAAGCACAAAAAUCUAGGCACUGGAUGAACAAAGAAUUUCUAGUGGAAGAGAGUGGUAAGAAUGAACGUGAAGUAGCUUGUUUUAUUAAAGGCCCUGCAACUGCUCUGGAGAAUCUGAAGUGUAAGAUAAUCAAUGACACUAGUUCCUUGGUGGUAGACGAUUCUGAGGAGCUGGUCAGCAAUGUCAUCAGUAUUGAAUGCUCUGAUUAUGAGAAAGCAAUUCCUUUCCCUAUCAACAUUGCAAUCCCAUUUACUUCAUGCUUCAGAGGAAAUUAUUGGGAGAUUGUGGUGAAGGUGACUGAUGUGAACUUUCAAUCAAACUACUUAACUCCUAUCUCUUUGGAGGGAUACCAAGGAAACCAUAAGGAAACCUUUGUGGAAGUGCAAAUUUAUCAGCUGGGUGUUUUUUCAGUGUUGUCAUGCUUAAGGAAACAAACAUUUACUGUUCCAAAUAUAGGACUCUCACAAAAGCUGAGCGUGGAUUCUAGAAUCUCUUUCUAUUACCCUCCAGAAACAUUCAGUUCUCCAGCACCCAUGCAGUUAAAGGUUCAGCCAGUUGAAACAUCAUUGGUUUCCACAUUGAAAGCAAGACACGAUAUGUAUCACUCAGUGGUAUCUACUAGUGCACUGGUUUAUGUCCAGCAUCCUUCAGCCCAAUCAUUUAACAGCUCAGUCACUAUUACUCUACCCUGUCCUCCAAACCCAGAAAAAAAAAGGCAAGGAGAUGAAACAGAACAUGCAAGAGCCAUUAGUGCUACGGUAAAGAGGGUUGCUACAGCAUACCAUCCUCGGUCUGUGAAUGCUUCUGUGAGAAAAAAUGGGGAAAAUCUCAGUGAUACUUUGAAAUUAUUAGGUCACAGAAACAAAGAAGAGGGGUGGAAGGUGUUUGAUGAUGUUAUUAUCCAGAAUGCACAGAAUGGGCUUGUAUCAUUUGAACUAAAUGAGCAUUUAGAAAGAUUUGUGGUCAUUCGCUUUUCGUUCCUCUUGGAAAACACGUAUCUUCUCCUCUUUGCUCAGGCUCUGGAAGAAGCUGUUUGUAGCACAAUGGCUAAUGUGAUACUGUAUCGGAAAAGAGAAAACCCAUAUAAAAUAGUAGUUUUGCUGUCUGCAUCCAAAGAAUUGACCUGUCAACUUCAAAAUCUCCAUGAGGAGGGCUACUUUGGUCCCCCAGAACCUACGCAGCAGUUCCCAUUAAGAGAAGGAGAGCAGAUUCAUUUUAGAUUUAGAGGCAAUAUAUUUGCUUCAGAGGAUGGAAAAGAUUUUGGAAAAGUCUACAGGCUGAUUUUUCAUUCACAAAGAAAACCCAGGCUGGAGCUCCAAAUUAAAGAAGUGGAUGAAUUCGGUAACCACAGUUCACCUCAUUACAAAGGAACAGCAGUGUUUUAUAAAAUUAACAGGGAGAUGAUAACCAAGGAAUGGGAACAACCCUUGCCAUAUCGUGAAUAUCAACACCAGUCUCCACUAUGUAAAUUAGCACUAACGUUACCAAAGCAUGAAAAGUUGAUCAACCGUCCACAAAGCACAAAAAUAAUUUCUUCUGAUUCAUCAGAGGCCCUAUGGGACAACUUGCUAUAUUGGCUUGCAGAAGAGCUUGCAGAAGAUAAUACAUCAUUGCUCGCAUUACGUUUACCUGUUCAGCGGAGCGUAAUUCAGCUUAUUAGGCUGAAGUGCCCUGAUAAUUUAACACACCAGAUCUAUGAGCUGCUUUGCUGCUGGAAGAAGACCCUUCCAAGGCUGGCUGAUAAACAGCAGCUCCUGUCUCGCUAUUUGCGGAAGAGUGGCAGAAGCGAUCUUUCAGAAGAACUUCGUUUUAAGUGGCAAAAUAAAGUGUUCACUUGA
Molecule: messenger RNA, 2871 nt
Organism: Gavia stellata (red-throated loon)
Lineage: Eukaryota; Metazoa; Chordata; Aves; Gaviiformes; Gaviidae
Gene: DTHD1
Product: death domain containing 1
Exons: 10
Coding region: 1-2871 (956 amino acids)
Biological process (GO): signal transduction
Molecular function (GO): protein binding
Source: RefSeq, a predicted model, not a curated record